This is a messenger RNA of Aspergillus nomiae NRRL 13137, 772 nucleotides long. RefSeq lists its product as uncharacterized. The transcript is spliced from 3 exons. Lineage: Eukaryota; Fungi; Ascomycota; Eurotiomycetes; Eurotiales; Aspergillaceae. The record is from RefSeq and is a predicted model, not a curated record. The coding region runs from base 206 to 772 and encodes 188 amino acids.
UUUAAACGAUUUGAUUAGAUCCACCCCUGAGUCACGAUCUACAACUCUCGUCGAAACGUCCACUCUUUAAUCUUCCCUCAUUCUCCCAGUGAACCAGACUCUUACUGGAUGCUUUCCCAAUUGAAGUGAUUCCCACUCACACUCUUCAUGUUUCUGCGAUUCAGCGAAAAACCACAGCAAUCUCUCCCCCCAAAAGUUCCCCACCAUGGAGUUCGGAGCAAGGUUAAACACGGAUGUUCUUCACAGUCCCGAAAAAUUCAUUCAGCCGGGUAAGCCCGAGGACAUAACAAAAUGCAAAGACCGCCAGAUCUCCGUCUCCGCAAAAGAGAAUAUAAGCCUUCUCUGCGUGAACUCUAACAGAAAUUUGACCCACUACGGCUUCUACGCCCGCAUUCUCUCAAUCAUCGAUGACUCGAACAUCCCUGUCGAGCUUCUGCUGACCAGCGACAAUUGCGUGACGAUCGCAAUUGACUCGAACGCGGUUAGCGAGGACGCUCUGAAGGCCGCUCAGGCUGAGAUGCAGCCGUAUAGCCGUCCCGCCUUGGCUGGGGAUAUGGUUAUGCUCUCCGUGAAAAUCGCUUCGAAACUUCACUGUAGUGAGGUUUUGUCUUCGACUUUUUCCAUCUUGAGUGCUUGUUGCAUUCCUGUGCAUAUGAUUUCCCUUGCUGCUGAUGAGCCGAUUGUCUACUGUGUUAUCAGUAAAUCGGACGUGUCGCGGGCACAGAAAACGCUCUAUUCCAAUUUACAUCAGCACUAUGCGUGGUGGAACUGA